AUGCCACGAGCCCGUUUAGAAUUCGUUGUUUUCUUAUUGUAUUUGUCAAGAGCGGAAGCUAUUAUUUCGCCUCCGAAUGAGAUCGUCGAAGAAUUAGCGGACGUUUUCAGUGAAUGGAGGAACACGCGAAAAGAGUUUAUGGAUUCGAUGAGUGAGUUCAUUACGAUCCUUCAAAGGUGAUUUUCUUUUUUCAGAGCAUCCAAUGGGCCUUCCGCACUUCAACUGUUCCCUUCCUUCCCUUUCUCCGCCCGCCUCCGUCCAUCAGCUCCAUCCCUCUCAAAUUGACGUCGUCGCCGCCCUGGGAGACUCAGUUUCCGUGGCUCAGGCGGCCGAGUCAUCCUCAGUUUUCGAUUUGCUCAGAAUGUAUCCCGGUGUCUCAUUUGUGACUGGAGCUGACGUGGAAUUGAAGGAACAAGCAACACUGAUCAGUACGUUACAGCCGGCCCUGUUGACAAUCUCUUUGCUCAUUUUCAGAUAUGUUCCGUCAAUUUUCUCCGAGAGCGAAAGGAGGAUCAUCGGAUAAGAUUCAAAAGUUCUACGACUUCAACUUUGCAGUUCCGGGGUCUUUCAGUUAUGAGCUCCCGGAGCAGGCGGAAAAGUUGGCUAGAACUUUCGAGCACAGACUAGGAGAAGCGAACUUGAAAUCAUGGAAGUUUGUGAACGUCUUCAUGGGACACAACGAUUUGUGCAGGAUUUGCAUAAAUCAAUCCCUCUACGGCCCGGAGACAUUUGGAAAAUCUCUGCGAACUGCUCUCUCCGUUAUCAAAUCCAAAGUUCCAAACGUUUUCGUCAACAUAAUGCCUCCGAUAAAUGUGCAAAUUCACACGCAAGAUCACAAUGUCAGCAAGUUUUGCGAGUUUUCUCAUAAGUGAGUUUCCAUUUUUCGCAUGCCAGUUCAUUUUAUUCUCUUUCCAGGAAAACAUGCCCUUGUAUUUUUGAACUGGAUAAGCAAGAAUACUUAACCAUCAAACAGAAGUUCGAUGAGCAACUCAGACAAGUGGUCGGAGAGUUCACUGCCAACUCGACCGAUCCUGAAACCUUCACAGUCGUCGUGGCUCCGGCAAUGGAUCUCCAAUCGAUCCCACUUCUGAAUGGACGGACAAACGUCGGUCUUCUGGCUCUGGAUUGCUUUCACUUGUCCCCAAUCACACACGACAUAGCCGCUAAACAGAUCUGGAAAGGAUUGUUCGAAAAAGUCGGAGAGAAGAGUGUCACUUCCCAGGUGUCAGCGGGCUUUGACAGAUUUGUGUGCCCGCCGACAGAAUGCCCGUAUCUCCGGACUAGCGUGAACUCUGCGAACUGUGUUCCUCCGAAAGAGCUCAGACUCCUUCUGACUCCAUCCGCCGACGUUUCCAGUUACAAUUGGACUCUCUUUCCUUUGCUAGGAUUCUUCAUAGCGGGUAAGUCAUUGUAAGCUUGCAUCUGCUAACAAAUGUCAAUUUUUCACAGGAACCACUCUGAUCCUUCUUUUCGUGCGUGCUUCGUUCCGCCGUCCCAGUUCUGAGUUCUGCAACGAACGACGUCGUCUGCUUCUUCCGAUGCGUGCCGACCUCAACGACAACAUCUUCUGA
Caenorhabditis sp. 36 PRJEB53466 is the source of this 1571-nucleotide messenger RNA. NCBI's taxonomy places the organism in Eukaryota, Metazoa, Nematoda, Chromadorea, Rhabditida, Rhabditidae. The record is from the annotation of a GenBank genome assembly.